This is a messenger RNA of Cryphonectria parasitica EP155, 783 nucleotides long. Its product is annotated as nucleic acid-binding protein. Gene Ontology annotation, cellular component: mitochondrial nucleoid. The record is from RefSeq and is a predicted model, not a curated record. Gene Ontology annotation, biological process: mitochondrial DNA replication; positive regulation of helicase activity. Gene Ontology annotation, molecular function: single-stranded DNA binding. NCBI's taxonomy places the organism in Eukaryota, Fungi, Ascomycota, Sordariomycetes, Diaporthales, Cryphonectriaceae. The coding region runs from base 1 to 420 and encodes 139 amino acids. The transcript has 3 exons.
AUGUCGUCCUUCCUCGCCCGCCGCGCAGUCGCCGCCCCCCGCAUUGCCCGCGCCUUCAGCACCACGCCCGCGCGCCCAGUUGCCAAGAUCACCAUCGUGGGCAACCUCGCCGGCCCUCCUGAGCUGCAGGCGACAUCAACCGGUCGCGAGAUUCUCAAGUACGCCGUCGCGUCCAACCAGGGCCGUGGCGAGAAUGCCAAGACAUCCUGGUUCCGCGUGACGGCCUUCGAGGACGAGGGCCCGCGCCGCGAUUACUUCCAGAGCCUGCCCAAGGGGACUCUGGUUUACCUCGAGGGAGAGGCGAGUAUCAGCACUUACGACGACGAGGGCAAGACCCGGAGCUCGCUCAGUAUCGUUCAGCGCAACCUGGAGGUCCUCCGCAGACCCGCGUCGGCCGGCCCUGAGGAAUCUUCGAGGUAAGAGGCCGUACUUCGCGCCUACGGCCGUGCAUUUCGAUUCGGCCUGUAUAGGCCAUGAAACACCUUGGAAGAGAUAAAGGGAUUGAUGAUGAUGAUGAGGAAAUGCGAACGGGCUCUGUGUCGGAAUCAAUCACUUUAUUCUUCUUGUCGCGCUCGUCUCUCCACUCUGCAGAUAACUGGUCGCAUUCGUCAUAAUAUGUCUUAUUGAUUGAUACCUUUCGCGCGCCCAUGGACGGUGGACGGAAUUGGGGUAGAGAAGGGAGUCCAGGCAUACCAAGUUUUAUAUAAAUAUUUUUCUCACGUCACUGUCACCUUUUUUUACCAUAGCUGUGAAUGCAAUCUGCCGCCCCCCCCCCCUGGUCAA